Labrus mixtus (cuckoo wrasse) is the source of this 3164-nucleotide messenger RNA. RefSeq lists its product as uncharacterized. The transcript is spliced from 7 exons. Bases 83 to 2545 code for a protein of 820 amino acids. Lineage: Eukaryota; Metazoa; Chordata; Actinopteri; Labriformes; Labridae. The record is from RefSeq and is a predicted model, not a curated record.
CUCAGCCUGUGUGGAUUACAGUUCAGUGAUAGCGGCACUCGGCUCAGGUAUCCUGCCUGUGCAUUGUUUUUUUGUUGUUCAAAUGGCGUGUAGAGGAUGUUGGGGCAGUGAGAUUUUAUUAUCUUUAGUACUAUUUUUGGUUGUAUGUUCAUUUUGCCAUGGCACAAGACUUACAAAGCUUAAGGCAUUGGAUAAAGCAAGAGGUAAUCCAACAGUUAGCCAUGGUGAAAAUGAGCAGCGUGAAUUGCAUCCUGGAAAACUCUUGAUUGGGCAGAAUCCUCUUCAAGGUGCUGAGGACUCCGAGAACCUACUGGAAAUUGAUACAGGUUACCAGGCAGACAUGGGUUGGGGGGAGUCCAAGCAACCUGAUGGACGUGAUCAUGGCUUGUCAAGACAGAGGCGAGACUAUGCAGCAGUGAAACAUCUCCUUCAAAUGGAACCCAAGGUUGAAUGCACUGGAAACUCUAUGAAGCUUCAAGUCCUAGAUGCUGCUUCCACCCCUGGAUCUCUGUUGUUUGUUGACAGGGGAAGUCGCCUUUCUCCUCUGCCACUGUCCAACUUGCCCGCAAGCUGUGGUUACUCCAUCAGGUCAACACUAAGAGAUUUGGUCUUGGUUGCACCAUAUGAUGGCUGCUUUGUAGCGCUGGAGGAGGACACUUAUGUACUCCCACUGCGCUGGGGGGGUUUACCAGUAAAGAUGUCGUGCCCUUUGAUGAAGCAGCCUUCACCCAACCCUCCAAUCGUCACCUGCCAUGCUGAGAACAUGGUAGUGAAAAUGGACUCGACUACUUCUGUUGCAGAUAUAAAAGUGAAGUUGACAGGUGACUGGGAGCCUUUGAUGACUGCCUCGCCGAGAUGUGGGUUCAGUAUUGUUGCUCAUCCUGAAGGCGUGGUCAUCUCUGUUCACUAUGCACCCUGCCUGAAGACAAAGGAUGGCAUGUAUACACUGGAACUGGCUGGAGAUGGAGAGGCUAAAAUAUCCUGUCCAUCAAUGUCACCAGCUGAAACCACUAAGAAUCCUGUAAAGGACCCAAACCAAGAAACUGGAGCACCAACCCCGGCUUUUGAGCCACCACAGACUGAAGCCCCUCAGACACCAGCUGAAAUGCCUACUGCCCCUCAAGGUCAAAAAUACGAUCCAUUUUACCACUACUCCUUAUACCCUCAGCCAGAAUCUGACAAUAAACCAGCUACAAAUCCCCAAAGACCACCACAGCCUCAGGGCAAAGUACACCAGAUAUUCCACACUCAACCAGAGUCUGAAAAAACAACUGCCCCCAAACCUUCACAGCCUGAAGUAUAUCAGCCAUUCAACCCCGACUACUAUCAACAAAUGCCCACUGUUCCACCAAAACCACUAAAGCCAGAAGUUACUUGGGGCCAAAUGCACCAGCCAUUUUCCCUCAACACACCUCCUGUGCAGCCACAGCCUGAAGACCCUCAGGAACAUGUUCUCCAUCCAGUUUACUACCCCCUCUACUCUCAACCUGAAGAUGAACCCACUGCACCCCUUGAACCACCAAAGCCUGAAGUUCUUCAGGGCCACGCACACCAGCUGUUUCCCUGGAAGCCAGCUGAGAGACCAACUGCAGCUCCUGUGCAGCCACAGCCUCAAGACCCUCAGGGACAAAUGCUCCAUCCAGUUCACUGCCCCCUUCAGUCAAACCCUGAAAAUAAACCAGCAACAAAACCCAAUGCACCCCUAGAACCACCAAAGCCUGAAGUUCUUCAGGGCCAAGUGCACCAGCCGUUUCCCUGGAAGCCAGCUGAGAGACCAACUGCAGCUCCUGCACAGCCACAGCCUCAAGACCCUCAGGGACAAAUGCUCCUUCCAUUCUACUACAAUACGCCUAAACCAGCAACAAAGCCUAAAGUUACUCGCGGUCAAGUGUACCAGCCAUUUCCCCCCAAGCCAGCUGAGAGGCCAACUGCAGCUCCUCCACAGCCACAGCCUGAAGACCCUCAGAGCCCUGUAUACUGCCCUAAAUCUUGCCCAUCUGGAUUAUCUAAUUGUUGUGUACAAAUUGCUUUUCAUCAACAUCUGCAUCACAUUGUACCUGCAAAGGAGACAGGUCAAGUCUAUACAGGUCUGCCAUUCCUCCCUACAGGGGUUUAUUCUGGGUUUGACCAAGGUUUGGGGUUUCCUCCGCUUCCUCAAAUGCCAACCACAACUUCCACCUCUGCACCUGUCGACUCUCAGCCCAUUCCUUGUAAAAAUAGGAGGCAGCCACCAGAUUCCAACCCUGAUGCCAUGAGUGGUAGUAAUCCUAGAAACCCUACAAAUCAACAACCAAGUUACCCUUAUGUUGUACCUAACCCAUUGCCUCAGUGGCCAAAUGAAUAUCUACAGAAAUUACCGAGACACUACAGUGGGUCCUCUCAACCACAAACUCGGAGUAAUCAAGUGCAACAUGGCCAACCUUCAGCUGAGGAGCAAAAUAAACCAUUGCCAUCCAACAGCAACUCCAUGGGCUCUGAAGAGCUCAGACAUAAUCAAGCCCAGCAUGAACCUUAUAAUUAUCUGGUCCCUCCCUACCUGCAAUAAGGUGCUCAGGCACCUAACCAUGGGAUCCCUAACCCUGCCUCACAACCUUUUUGUCAGUGGCUCAAAGGAAUCUGAACAAAGGAGUGAUGUGCUUCUCCAACAUGGUCCACCAGGAAGGUAGACAACUGGCUACAAUGGACCACCCCUGCCUGCCAGAGACCUCUUUCAUGGUUCAAACCUCCUCGCACAAAAUCUUGCAAGGCAUCAAAAUAAAAUACAUCUUCAAAAUGCAAAGCCCCCACAGGAGAAACCCCAAUUUCCCAAAUAGAUGGGGAGAGUACAGUCUAAUCCCUUACCCCGGAAUACAGACUACAUGCAAAGACCUGGUGAUGGCUCAAGCUUGUUGCAUCACUUCGCUGCACCGGUUGGCCCUCAUUUUUUGCCUUUACCCCAGGAUCCCUCUUUCAGCUCAAAAUUCUAAGCCAAAACUCCGACUUCUGGACCCCCACAGCACUACUUGACUCAGGCAAAAUAAUUCCACCUCUGAUUCCUGCAAAGGCAUUUCGACAAUAGAGUUCUGCAGUUAACCACCCAGCAAAUGGACUUCACCAACCCAUUCAGGGAGAAGGUGAAAAUUGGAAGCAGAAAUGAGUUGCCCUCAAUAAAUGAUUGAAGCAUA